Molecule: messenger RNA, 1695 nt
Organism: Cylas formicarius (sweet potato weevil)
Lineage: Eukaryota; Metazoa; Arthropoda; Insecta; Coleoptera; Brentidae
Product: U3 small nucleolar ribonucleoprotein protein IMP3
Exons: 5
Coding region: 127-930 (267 amino acids)
Biological process (GO): rRNA processing
Cellular component (GO): small ribosomal subunit; Mpp10 complex; small-subunit processome
Molecular function (GO): snoRNA binding; structural constituent of ribosome; rRNA binding
Source: RefSeq, a predicted model, not a curated record
UAUCGAUUGGUUUUCAUGCUGGUGAAAUAAUCAAUACUUUUUAAAAUUUGAUGAGGAUUUAUUAUCUGUGGGUUUCCAUACCGCCCGAAGAACUGAUGGUGUGGUCUUUGGUUUAAUUUUACUAAAAUGGUUCGGAAACUUAAAUAUCAUGAACAAAAAUUGCUAAAAAAAGUAGACUUUAUCUCUUGGGAAGUAGAUAAUAAUUUGCAUGAAGUAAAAGUGCUGAAACGAUAUCACAUUCAGAAAAGGGAGGAUUAUACAAAAUACAAUAAAUUGGCUAGGAAUAUAAGGGAACUGGCUAGAAAAAUUAAAGAGAUCGACGCCAAAGACCCGUUUAGGAUACAAUCAAGUGCCCAGCUAUUAGAAAAGUUGUAUGUCAUGGGACUUAUCCCAACUCGAUGGGAUCUCAGCCUCGCGGAGAAGGUGACUGCCUCCUGCUUUUGCCGGCGCAGGCUACCGGUGCUUAUGGUUCGAAAUAAAAUGUCUGAAAAUAUAAAAGGUGCUACCAAAUUAAUAGAACAGGGUCAUGUGAGAGUUGGUCCUGAAGUUGUAAAAGAUCCUGCGUUUUUGGUGACUAGGACGCUGGAAGAUUUUGUUACAUGGGUGGAUAGUUCCAAGAUUCGCAGACAUAUUUUGGAAUAUAAUGGAAUGUUUUGGAAGUAUCAAAGAAAACGCUGUUACCUCGAAUAUGAAAACGGCAGCAGCUCUGAAAACCAAAUCUUUCCAAAAGCUGAACGUCAGUUGGUAGGCCAGGGGCGCCUCGGGCGGGUAAUAGUGACCGCGGUAAAAGCAGAUUUCUUGUUUGUUCGGGAUUCUCUGGUAGAGCGGUUGGUGUGCCGUUGCGAACCCUGCAAAGGGAAAGAGAUUCGCGGCGAGCUUGAAGGUACCAUUGCACGUGGUGGACGUUUGUUUCAACCCGUUAGUGUUUAAAUUGUUUUAGCAUUUGCGAUGCAAUUUUAGUGAUUUGUGUUGGAGUGGCGGCUGCUCCUUCGGUUUGCAGUUUGUGCAAUUACUGAUUUUAGGUGGAUUUGUCGCGUGUUGCGUGAUCGCAGUUUUUUUUAUUAGUUUUGUGUUUUUAGAUAUGAAUCGAGGCCUAUUCUUAUUAUAUUAUUAUUAUCGAUCUGGCUAAACUUAUUUUUUGGUAAGUUUCAAAAAAGAGAAAUUGACGCAGUUAUCGCAAAAAGAUGCAUAUUAUCGUUUGAAACUAAGUUAACAGAAAUUAGAAAUAACAUCACUUUAGACGACUUUGAGUGAUCCUCAUCUAAUGCAAAGCGUCGUAAGCUGGAUGAUGACUCUGCGGAAUAUUCGCGGGAAGCAAAAGGGAGUUUGCGAUAUUAUCAUAUAUCAAGCAAAGGAACCACUUAGUGGAUGCCAGUCUUUUUUUUUCUGAAGAGUACAGCUAAUAUAGUACAAAAAUGUAAAAAUACAAUCACAAAUUUCUCAUUUUUCAUCGAACAAAACCUCCGUACAGAAUUGAGCGUCAUUUAUGACACGGAAGAAUUUAAAGCAAUUUCGGGGCUUCUUGUACUUUCUGAUUUUAUUUCUCAAAAUACCGAGCUAAGGGAAACUUAUUCAUAAAAAUUUUAAUAACGGUCCCCUCAAACAUUUUUAAUUACCAAGAAAGACAUUCGGCAUUGGCUAUCUAAAGAAAGAAAUCUUAUUGACAGCAUAUCUGACUUCAGUCAGAGAGUUAUC